UUGGAGAGAAAGAGACCGACAGAGAGAGAGAGAGAGCAAUGCAUAAGCUGACAGUGGGAGAAGCAGCAUUACUAGAAGGAUAAAGCUGUAUGAGACAUUGGCUUUGUUCAGCCGCAGUAGAACGUAUCUAUUUUCCACCCAGGAAACUAAACCAGAGACUUGUUGUAUGCAACCACAAAAAAUAUAUAUAGGAUCCGGUUGCACACACCCAGAGAAUGAAAGCAAGGACUGGGUCAACCACUACUAAUGUGCGAAUCACUAGCUGCAUUCAAUCACAGAAAUUACAGAUAGGACUGACUGAAUACAGCCACAGAUAAUAUACCAGCAUUGGUUCAGCCUCUAAGUUGCAUCAGGGACUGGCAGUUACAAUCCCGCCAAACAUACCAAGGACCUCGGUCGAGGAAAUAAAUGUAAACCUGACAGCUGCAGCCACAGUAAAUACGAGCAUCAGGGAUUGACUCAGCUGGUGAGUCGGAACAAAUAAAUCGGUAAAGGCUGGAUUUCGAAUUAGUUGAGAAUUUGCUCCUUUCGGAAUCUUUGAAGGUCAUUUCCGGGUGCCAUUUUGCGGAAAAAUUAAGUUGAACUAUUUCCAAUGGGAUUUGAAUUGAUCUCCACAGACCAGACCAGACCAGUACAGUCUCUAAUUUUUGAGAAGGUCUUCAUUAAAUACAUCCCUUAUACGUCUUCACUUUCCUUAAUAAGAAAAUGGUGGAAUUGUCUUUUUAUUGAUUAAACCUAGAGCCAUCUGAGAUACCUGUCAACUUUCUUAAUGCAACAAUGACUGUGGCAUGAUGUAGGAGUUUGUAGACUGUAGCCAUCAUUCAGUUGCCAUGGUUUUGUACACAUCCGCUUUUCCAAACUCCUUCCUACAAACUCUCCAUUCCCUAGCCUGGACAUUUAUAUUUCCCUGCUAUUGGUUGACCGAUCGACUGUUGGUUUCCUUUCUGCCUACGACCUAUGAGAAGCAUCAAAGGGGAGAUGAUCCAUGUUACCUGCGGGUGCUCUGUCUUGCAAUUAUCAUUCCCAUUUGCCUGGCAUUACUGAUUGCUUCUCUGCCAUUUGCAUUGAUAGGCUUUGUGGUCUGGGCCCCUCUCCAAUCUGCUCGUAGACCGUACAUUUACUCAAGAUUUGAGGAGAAUUGUGAUGCCAGCACAGCAACAGGGCCUGGCUAUUGGAAAGCAGCAGGUGGGAGAAGCUUCUGCUUUGCCACGGCCAACGUUUGUCUAUUGCCCGAUUCCUUGGCCCGCUUCACCAACCUCUCCAAUACCCAAAUUAGAUCCUCUGAGGUUGGCAAAAGAAUACGAAAUGGCGCCAGCCGACCUCAAAUUAAAAUUUACAUUGACUCCCCGACCAACACAUCCAUAAGUGCAGCAAGUUGGAGCAGCCUGGCAUGCCCUCAUGGCGGAGAUAAUGCCAAUCGUGCAAACAGUGUGGGCAUCAAACGAACUUCCUCUAUGGACUACAAAGGAGACAACUUCAUUGGCAACUACAGUGAUGAGGGCAAGGACUGCAAGUCUGGAGAGGAACAAAGUGAUGGAGACAGCAAUUCCUGCAUUGUUCGCGUUGCUGGCGAUGAGGCAGUCCACUUUCCUGACAAGGAGGUGGAUAUUUCUGGUGUGCAGGUCACCAUAACUGAACCUUCAGAACAGCUAGGAGAAGCUGAGACUGAAGAUGAGAAGUUUCAAAACUCCAACCAUAAACAUAGAGAAGGAGAUGGUGUCAGUUUAGAUAGCAACACCACUUCCAGAGAAUCUCUGAUCAAGUUUAAGAUCGCUGAUGGUGCAAUGGACAGCAGUGGUGCCACCAAUAACAAAUUUGUCUACAAAGCCUCAGUCAUGAAGAAAGCGUCACUGAAGAAAAGGAGGCACCUGGGUGACACAUUUGACCAUGAGCUUUCAGCUUUCUUCCCUGCUAAUCUGGACUUCCUCUGCCUACAGGAGGUGUUCGACAAGCGAGCAGCAGAGAAGUUGAAAGCACAAUUAAACCCCUACUUUCAAUACAUACUGUAUGAUGUGGGGAGGUAUGCUUGGCACAGCUGCUGCAGCUUCAAGUUUUUGAACAGCGGGCUAUUUUUUGCAAGCCGUUACCCAAUUUUAGAUGUUGAAUUUAAAUGUUAUCCUAAUGGGAAAGGAGAUGAUUCGCUGGCAGACAAGGGUGCCCUGUUUGUGAAGGUACAAGUUGGAACUACGCCUCAGGACCAAAGGAUUGUGGGUUACGUUUCCUGCACUCAUUUGCAAGCUCUGGCAGGAGAUGCUGCCAUUCGCUGUGAACAGAUGGACCACCUGCUGGACUGGCUGGCUGAGUUCCAAAAAUCUACCUCUUCAUCAAGUCCCACCAAUCCAGAGGAUCUGCUGGCGUUUGAUGUCUUGCUGGGAGAUCUUAACUUUGACAACUGCUCCUCAGAGGACAAAUUAGAACAGCAACAUUCAUUAUUCACCCAUUACAAGGAUCCCUGCCGUCUAGGCCCUGGAGAAGAACAGCCCUGGGUCAUCGGUACCUUAAUGGAUCCAGAGGGACUAUAUGAUGAAGAUACUAUCACACCAGAUAAUCUGCAGAAGGUGCUGGAGAGCGAAGAAGGGCGCAGGGAGUACAUGGUCUUCUCCAACAGCAGGAAUCAACCAUCUUGUCAGAAAGGAAGAAAAGUACCACAGAAGAACUGUGGAAGGAGGAUCGACUAUGCGUUGUACUCUGAGGAAGGCCUCAACCCUGACUGGAAAGUGGAAGUGGAGGAGUUCAGCUUUGUCACCCAGCUGGCUGGCCUGACUGAUCAUCUAGCCGUGGCCAUGCGUCUCUCAGUAUCAACUGGAGAAGAGGACCCUUGACUUCAGGAGGCAGCAAAAACCAUUCGGGAAAAUGUUAUCCACGUGGGAACAAGGGUAGUUUGCAUUUCAGGUGCACAGAUAUGGAUGACACCUGAUCAAACCUAGCCCAAGGCCUCCCACUCGAUUUGUUUAUAGAAAUUAUUUUAGAAGAAGGUAUCGUGGGCAAUGAUCAAAGAUGGUUGUUUCCAUGUUCUACUCCAGGAGGUUGAGGCCUUGCUAUGGACUCCCAGAAUAGUGGAGUAUGAAAAAUGACUUAGAUAUUCCUCACUGCCUUGGACUAGUGCCAUUCUUGAGGUGUUCUUUUUUCUAAAUGCCCAGCACAACUUAGUUUGUGACCAGUCUGUAAAUGUGUUUGAUGUUCCUUUUUUUGCAUAAUCCUUUGUAUAACUUUCAACCAAGCUGUCACUUUUUUGCCUUUCAAUAAGCAUGGCUACAUGGCACCGACACAGUCAGUGUUAGUUUGUGCCGCAUUCCUAACAGCUUUAGUGCAUGUCCCCUCUCUGACAGUAUGUGUGUGUGUGUGUGUGUAUUUAUCUACAUAUAUCUUAAAGCCAAGAGUCAGCAGGCAGAUGCAAUUAGCUGCAGUCACAGGUCUAGACCCUUCUGUCAAUUGUUACUCUGAUCACAGUCACUCAAAACCCACCCUUGCUGGUAUUUCAGGUGUGGAUGUCAUGUGACCUUUGACAUACAGUCUCAUGAAAAACCCCUCAAACAGGGUCAGCAAGGAAGGGAAACUGACUGUCAUCACCAAUCAAAAAAUGAUUAUGCUGAAUUUUGUCUGGUUUAAUGUAAUCCGCACUCAAGACCAGUUCACAACAGAAGCUCAGUCUAAAUAUCAGCUUCAUCUUGUGGCUUCUGUACAAACUGUUGAGACUAGCAGCAUUCUUAUUAAGCUGAGAGGUAGGAGAAGGUAGAAGAGGAAGGAUGGAGGUAGGGAGCUGUCCCACCUUUGGUCUAAUAAACAGAUACAGGAAGAUAAUCAGAAAUAAAAACAGAAAAUGCUGCAAGUUAUAACAGCUUAUGGGGAGAAACAGAAUUAACAUUUUAGGCCUACUUGCUGAGUGUUUCCAACAUAUUCUGUUUUUAUUCAGAUUUCCAGCCUUCAGUAUUGUAUGGUUUGACUGGGGGCUGAUAAUCAAUCCUGUCUGGUCACUGUUGCUCCAACAGGAAGUUACCAGCUCUAAAACCCCACUUCUAUCACCACCACCCAUUUGCAGUGCUGAGUAUUUAGUGCAAACUUUUGCAACUUAAUUUUAAGCCAUGUCUUUCACUUUUCAAGAAUUGCAUCCUUGAUCUAUCAGCAGUUAAGGGAGUGAGGGCUAUGACAGGGAGCAUUGCCAACAUUGUCAAAAGUGAAUACAACCUCUUCUUGGGAGGAUGACAUUGAGCACUGCUGACCCUGUGUGAGGGGUAUGCCAGUAAUCAUGGGCCAUACUACCUGAUGGAUAUACAGUUAACACUUCAACCCUAUCCAAAGUAAGUCAAACAUCCCAAUUACAACACAGCUCACAUGACAUGCAUAAUACUUUGUCAGAUGAGCAUGUUCAUUAUUUUUCUCCUUAUUCUUCCCCCUUCAUGUAACCUCUGAGAGCUAUGUAAUGCCCUUUGACUGACACUAAGACACAGACAUUGCACCAGAAAACUCUUUCUUGUGGUCAAUGCUAGGACUCUGUAAAGUAAUAACAUUGUACAACAAUCCAAACAUAAAACACAAUUGUGUGUGCGCGUGCACGUUGGUUGUAGCACCAUUGAAAAUAAUGAAACAUUCCUAAAAGGAGUAUUGUUAGUCCUUGUGCAGAAAACAGCUCCAACCUCUGUAGUUUUUGCCCUGUGUAGAAUGGUAGUAGACAUUUGAAUGACUGGAGCAGCGACUCCACAAAAAUCCCCACACUCAGUGAGGGGGUAGCCCAGCACAUCAGUACAAAAGCAAAGGCUGAUGGACUCGCAGAAAUCUUUAGCCACAAAUUCCAUGUGAGUGAUCCAUCUUAGCCUCCUCUUGAGGAUCCAGCUUCACAAAUGCUAUUCGUCGAUCAAUUCAAUCGACAUGAGAUCAAGGCACUGGAUAUUGUAAAGGCUUUGGGCUCUGGCAACAUUCUGAUAACAACGCUGAAGACUUGUGUUUCAGAACUAGAUGUUACUCUAACCACGUUGUUACAGCCACAACACUUGCAGCUACACUACAAUUUGGAAAACUUCUCUGGUAUGUCCUGUUCACAAAAAAAUAGCAAAAAUCCAAUCAAGCCAAUUGCAGACCCAUGAGUCAAGUGACACUUGUACUACAAUAAUCUACUCUUUGACAAUUUUGGGUCCCUAAAGGUCCCUUAGCUCCAGACCUUAUUAUAUCCUUAGUUCAAACAUUGGGACAAAAGUGCUGAACAUCAGAAACAAGGACAGAUUGACUGGCUGACAUCAAAGACAUUUGUCCAAGAAGUCAUGUAUUUGGAAAGGCAAGGACUGAUUCGGGAUAGUCAACAUGGUUUUGUGCAUGGGAAAUCAUGUCUCACAAA
This is a messenger RNA of Chiloscyllium plagiosum (whitespotted bambooshark), 5329 nucleotides long. RefSeq names its product sphingomyelin phosphodiesterase 3 (gene smpd3). The record is from RefSeq and is a predicted model, not a curated record. Gene Ontology annotation, cellular component: cytoplasm; extracellular region. Lineage: Eukaryota; Metazoa; Chordata; Chondrichthyes; Orectolobiformes; Hemiscylliidae. Gene Ontology annotation, biological process: sphingomyelin metabolic process. Gene Ontology annotation, molecular function: sphingomyelin phosphodiesterase activity.